UAACCUUCGUAGCACUCGCGACUUAACGGUUAAAACUGAUAACAGACGUGGAGUUAAGACAACCAGGCAGUGGACAGAUAAUAGCGUCAACAGCCCGUAAUGAAACAUAAUAUGGACUACCGUGGUGACGUGUGGACUCGUUCGUCUUUCACAGCCGACUCUCGGAGAUGUGUUUUGCUCUAAAACAACGCUAUGACAUGUUUUUGCCUCGGUGAGGACAGCCACAGCUCGUUCAUCGAUUGCCUGGAGGGGGCAACGUCAGAUUAGCCAGAAACCUGAUUUGCUCCGUCUGACACGGGGCCACCAAAUUGCCUGUAAACAUGUCACCGGUUCCCGUCCUGCCGCUGGUGAUCAACGGCCUCAUGUCGGCUCUCGGCUGCAUGGCCACACUGAAACUCAUUCCUGCUUUCAAGGACCAUUUCAUCUCAGCCAGACUUUACGGAAUGGACCUAAACAAAACAGCCAAAAAGGAAGUCCCAGAGUCCCAGGGAGUCAUCAGUGGGACGGUCUUCCUCAUCAUCCUCUUCUGCUUCAUCCCAGUGCCUUUCCUUAGCUGCUUUAUGGGAGAUCAGUGCAAGGGCUUCCCACAUGAUGAGUUUGUACAGCUGAUUGGUGCUCUUCUGGCCAUCUGCUGCAUGAUCUUCCUGGGCUUUGCUGAUGAUGUGCUGAAUCUGCGGUGGAGGCACAAGCUCCUGCUUCCCACCAUGGCUUCCCUGCCGCUGCUCAUGGUCUAUUUCACCAACUUUGGCAACACGGUCAUCGUGGUGCCCAAGCCCUUCAGAGUCCUGCUGGGUCUGCACUUGGAUCUGGGCAUUCUCUACUAUGUCUACAUGGGAAUGCUCGCGGUGUUCUGCACAAAUGCCAUCAACAUCCUAGCGGGCAUCAAUGGCAUCGAGUCCGGUCAGGCCCUGUUUAUCUCCGGCUCCAUCAUCGUCUUCAACCUGCUGGAGCUCAGCGGAGAUUACCGUGAUGACCAUGUUUUCUCCCUCUACUUCAUGAUACCGUUCUUCUUCACAACAUUAGCACUUUUUUACCAUAACUGGUAUCCUUCGUCUGUGUUCGUGGGCGACACUUUCUGCUACUUUGCUGGGAUGACGUUUGCUGUAGUCGGCAUCCUGGGACAUUUCAGCAAAACAAUGCUGCUGUUCUUCAUUCCUCAAGUGGUUAACUUUAUUUACUCAUUGCCUCAGCUUUUUCAUGUCAUCCCCUGUCCCAGACACCGGCUCCCCAGGCUGAAUCCAGACACAGGCAAACUGGGGAUGAGCUACUCGAAAUUCAAAAGAAAGGACCUCUCGAAAUUAGGACACCUCAUUCUGACGGUGGCAGAGUUAUUGAAGCUGCUUGAGGUGCGGAGAGGCCAGGAGGGAGACGAUGAAUUUAUUGAAUGCAACAACAUGACCUUAAUAAAUCUGGUGCUGAAAUUGCUCGGUCCCACCCAUGAGAGGAACCUCACCGUCAUAAUGCUCAUCAUACAGGUGAUGGGCAGCGCAGUGGCUUUCGGGAUUCGUUAUCAUCUGGUGCGUCUCUUCUAUGACGUCUAGACAGCUCUCCAGGACGGAGGAGGGAGCGACUGACAGAGAGAAUAUGAUAUUGUUAUGGAACUAUUCUGCAGGCUCAUGUUUCAUCUGAGUCCAUUACCUCACUGUAACUUUCCUGCCUCUGACUGUACCUGCAGUGAAAACACAAUGCGAGGUUUAAAGCUAUAAUUCACUUUAAAACAUGUUCAUAUAUUGAAGGCUAAAUGGCUAAUGAUCGGACGUCAGCAGCUGUAGUGUUGGUUAUUCUCCUGGCUCCAGUGAUUGCAAGCAGGAAAAAGUUACUGAGUCUUAAAUCUCUCGUGUGUCCACCCUGAAAGUAUAUUUUUAUACUUGGUUUUUUAAAGGAAAAUGCAGUAGGAGGGAAUGACUUUCAGUCUUGUGAUCAGUGGCUGUCUGCUACGAAAUUGUGACCAUUUGAUAUCAGAUUUAAGGGUCUAGAAGUGCCCUAAAAACAUUCAAGUGGUUUGAAUCGGCUGUUCGAGCAAAAAAUGUACCCACUCAUACUUUCAUUCGCACUCAUGCCAAUCAGUCCAUGCAACAUCGGUGGGAAAGUUCGAAUCUCUUUUUUUUUUUUGUACCUACGAACAAACGCACACAGAAUGGUGAUUGUGAAGAAUAGCAGUGCAAACAAAAGGAGGCUGGCGUCAGUCUGAAGGCUGUCGCGGAGAAUUAGGUGGAGACGGGGAAAUAGAGGGGAAAAUUAGAAAAAAAACUAAGUGAGCUUAUAGUUUCUGGAUUGUUGUAAAAGUUAAUUAAGGUCUAUGGAAGAUGAUGGGAUGAAUUAAUACUUCUCUUGGUAUUACUGGAUGCGCAGCUACAUUUUUAUGAAGCAUUUUUUUCCCCCCUAAGGGUUCAGCAGACAUGCGACAAUGUGAAACUCAACAGGCACUGGACUAUUUUACGUAGGAAUGUAAGUACAAGUGGGAAACUGUUUACUGUUGAGAUGAGAGGCUCAAAUUAAUAAAUAAAAGAUAAUUAAAAAUAUA
Molecule: messenger RNA, 2524 nt
Organism: Acanthopagrus latus (yellowfin seabream)
Lineage: Eukaryota; Metazoa; Chordata; Actinopteri; Spariformes; Sparidae
Gene: dpagt1
Product: dolichyl-phosphate (UDP-N-acetylglucosamine) N-acetylglucosaminephosphotransferase 1 (GlcNAc-1-P transferase)
Exons: 9
Coding region: 321-1541 (406 amino acids)
Biological process (GO): dolichol-linked oligosaccharide biosynthetic process; protein N-linked glycosylation
Cellular component (GO): membrane
Molecular function (GO): UDP-N-acetylglucosamine-dolichyl-phosphate N-acetylglucosaminephosphotransferase activity
Source: RefSeq, a predicted model, not a curated record